Molecule: messenger RNA, 1810 nt
Organism: Harpegnathos saltator (Jerdon's jumping ant)
Lineage: Eukaryota; Metazoa; Arthropoda; Insecta; Hymenoptera; Formicidae
Gene: Got2
Product: glutamate oxaloacetate transaminase 2
Exons: 8
Coding region: 371-1660 (429 amino acids)
Biological process (GO): L-aspartate catabolic process; biosynthetic process
Cellular component (GO): mitochondrion
Molecular function (GO): L-aspartate:2-oxoglutarate transaminase activity; pyridoxal phosphate binding
Source: RefSeq, a predicted model, not a curated record
UCUUUUUUGCAGCAAUGUGGCAUAAUGUAGGUAAUCAAAUUUGCUGUAAAUGUUAUCGGUUACAUCGUAUAAUAUUAACAUAUCGAAAGAGCUGGCUAUUUCUGAAAUGUCACAUGGGAGAAAAAAUUCUCCGAUAAGAAGUUGCAACAACAAAUCAGCAAUAUUGAUAACAGAAAGCUGCUGAUCUUCCGAUGCUUGAUGAUCAUGUGACAUAACGAGUCGCCGGUCGCCCUCGUUGAUUCGACAGUUUAGACUUGUGUGCCGUCACAUGAGCGUCAUCGUUCUGGUCCAGUGAGUAAAGUCCAAUCGAGGUUAACUUUCAUCCGGAUUUAAAUAUAAUCGAGGGGAUCGCGAGAGAAUAUUGCAUUAAAUGGCUCUUACAACGAGGCUGAUCGCAACUACCGCAAACUUGAGGAAUACUUGUAAUUCUUUAUCAAUGGCUAUAAGAUCUGCAAGUUCAUGGUGGUCUCAAGUAGAGAUGGGACCACCAGAUGCUAUUUUGGGAGUUACAGAGGCAUAUAAGAGAGAUCAGAAUCCUAAGAAAAUUAACCUAGGUGCAGGCGCUUAUAGAGAUGAUAAUGGUAAACCAUUUGUUCUUCCUAGUGUCCGUAAGGCAGAAGAAAAGAUAAAAAUUAAACAAAUGGACAAAGAAUAUUCUACAAUUGCUGGUAAUGCUGAGUUCUGUCAACACAGUAUUAAUCUAGCUUUAGGAGAUGGUAAUGAAGUCAUAACAAAUGGAUUGAAUGCCACAGUUCAAGGAAUCUCUGGCACUGGUUCUUUAUUUGUUGGUGCACAAUUUCUUUCUCAUUAUUUCCCAGGCAAUAAAGACAUAUAUCUUCCAAUUCCUUCCUGGGGAAAUCACCGCCCUCUGUUUAAUCUUGCUGGACUUACGGUUAAAUCGUAUCGUUAUUAUGAUCCAAAGACCUGUGGUUUGGAUUUUCAAGGAGCAAUGGAAGAUAUAUCUAACAUUCCUGAGAGAUCGAUUAUCCUUCUGCAUGCUUGUGCUCACAAUCCGACUGGCGUCGAUCCAAAACCGGAACAGUGGUCAGAAUUAUCUGUUUUGAUUAAGAAGAAAAAUCUUUUUCCAUUUUUUGACAUGGCAUAUCAAGGCUUUGCCUCAGGAGACCUCACGAGGGAUGCUUCGGCGGUUAGACUGUUCAUUAAGGACGGUCAUAAAAUUGCUUUAGCUCAAUCUUACGCGAAGAAUAUGGGCUUAUACGGAGAACGUAUCGGAGCAUUCAGUUUGGUGUGUGAUACUAAGGAAGAAGCCGCACGAUGUAUGUCGCAAAUAAAGAUUCUGAUCAGACCGAUGUACUCGAAUCCACCGAUCAAUGGCGCCAGGAUCGUGAAUGAGAUCCUGAGCGAUUCAGAGCUAAGAAAGGAAUGGUUGCACGAUGUGAAAGGUAUGGCUGAUCGCAUUAUCUCGGUUCGCACAAAGUUACGCGAUAAUUUGAAGAAGAACGGCAGUACCCGCAAUUGGUCGCACAUUACUGAUCAAAUCGGCAUGUUCUGUUACACCGGUCUUAAACCGGACGAGGUGGAGAGACUCACAAAAGAUUUUAGCAUUUAUUUGACGAAGGACGGUCGAAUUUCCAUGGCUGGUGUGACGUCGAAGAACGUGGAAUACUUAGCACACGCCAUGCACGAAGUUACGAAGUAACUCGCAGCAUGCACAUCGUUGAUUCGCAUCAUCGAAGUCGCCUUAUAAUGCCUGAUAAUGCAGAGAUCUACAGAUCUAUUUUACAGUUUAUACGUGACGUGACUAAUAGCAUUUAAUAUUGAAAUCGCGAAUAUAGGAAACGCUUCGAGA